AUGGGGCGCUUUAGCUGGUUAACGGAGGGUUCGAGUAGCUCUGACCAGCUGGCUACUCGAAGCUCUGCUAGGGUAGUCAGUAAGGACGAAGAAGAUGUGAGUUCUCAUACCAGUCGAGAUAUAAGCUAUGGAAUACCGAGCAGAUGCUACUGCGGUUUGUUAACUCCGCUGAAAAUGAUGGACCAUACGGACGAGCAUCCAGGGCGGAUGUUUUUUGGAUGCAAGAAUUAUAAGCUUGGUUUCCCACAUCUUAUGAAAUGGUGGGACGAGGCUAUGAUGGAGGAGUUUCUACAACUCAAAUGGGCCGUCGACAACCCUCGUUUUGGCUUUCGCCAACCUGAAUCUGAAGAACGCGAAACCUUGCUUCGGACUGAGGCAGAGUUAACUGAUGUGAAGAACCAAGUUCUGAAGAUGAAGCGUUUAAGAAGAGUCGAGGUGACGACGGCGGUUACUGUAAUUGCCGUGCUUGUCUGUCUCAUUAGCUACUUUGUAGGCGAUUUCGUUGUCUCCGCCGAAUACACAACCGCCGUCUCCGCCGAUUACACAACCCGCUGUCUCCGCCGAUUACACAACCCGCUGUCUCCGCCGCUUACAGAACCCGCUGCCGCCGGUUUCCAGAUCUUCGUUGGCGUUAGGCGUUGGGAUUUCGCGAACAACAGGAUGUCAAAGCCGACAUUCCCCAGGAGAUUCUACACCAAAGGAGGCGAUCCGGACGCAGGGAAAAGCAUUUCCAGGUGUAGCAAGAACACCAAGCUCUUCGAUAGUCUCCGAAAGCUCCUCACCGACGACGAAUGGAAUGAAAUCAGUGACUCCAGGAUUGGUAUCUUCCUAAAGUUCCGUGACCUUCAAUUCGAGUGGGCUUCACGGAUUGCGCAUGCCAUGCUCUGUUUCCAGGUUGUAUGCAAGAAGAAGUAUGAGAUAUGGAGCGCUGUGGGGGCAAAUCCGAUAAGAUUCUCAUUGCACGAGUUCUCAGCCAUCACCGGCCUCAACUGCGAGUAUGUUGAGAACCUAGAGACACCUGAUGCUCCAGCAACGGAUGCCGUGUGCGAGUUCUGGGAGAGGUUGGGUGUCAACGUCGAGGUAGGGCCUAGCAUUGACCAGCUGGCUGAAGCUUCCCGUAGAUCCGCUGCCGAGACACCUGUCAAGCUAGCUAGGCUUGUGUUGGAUUUGGAGAAGUUUGAGGAAUACCCGUGGGGCCGAGUUUGUUUCUUGCAGCUCAUCAAGUCCAUUAAAGGAGUGGAUUUGGAGAAGUCGGGUUAUGUGCUGGAGGGUUUCAUCGAGGUUCUCCAAAUUUGGGCUUUUGAGAGCAUGCCGAAUUUUGCAGAGAAAUACGGUGCUCCUCUGCCAUCUAAACCAUCACCACCGCUCCUUGCGUACAAGGGUAUUCAAGGCAAAAGGUACAUCGCGGAGGCAAUGCUGAAGCAGGUUGUUUUUAAAAACUGUGAGCUAGUCGAUAGGGAAGAAGUUUAUCCACGCUGGGAUGAUGAUGUAGAAGAUUUGUACGUCGACAACAUCAUCAAGGCAAUCUACGGGGAGUUAGGUGGUCGGUGGAGGUGGAAGCCAAGCGACUGGGACGAGGAAGGUGUCUUGGUCUCCAAUCACCCGCGAGUGGACGUGAAGCCUCCAAUAAAAGUGGAGGCUAGUUUCACAGAUUCGAAGAAGAGACCUCGUCCUACUCCUCCAUCGAACUAUGAUGAUAUCGAGGAGACGAUGCAGAGGUUGAUUUCUGACUGCACCCGGACCUUGUCUGCUGAUCUGAAGGCAGGGUUCCAGAAGUAUGACCGGCAACUAGCUGCACUUACCUCGACAGUUGCUGGUCUGGAGCGUAGUGUGAAGCAGCUGAUGGAUGUAAGGCUUCAGGAGCAGCGUAGAUCCGACGAUCCCUCUCCCAAAAAAGAUGAAACCGGCGCCAAAGAAGAUGAGACCGGCGCCAAAGAAGAUGUGACCGGCGCCAAAGAAGCUAAAACUGCUCAACCGGUUAGUACUGAUCCCUCUCCCAAAUCUCCCAACUCUUCUAAAGUGCAAGAUAAGCGUAAAGUGCAAGUUAAGCGUAAAGUGCAACUUAAGCCUGACCAGGAUAGGGUCCUUCGACCUAGAAAAUUGAAGACCAAGUAG
Messenger RNA from Microthlaspi erraticum, 2115 nucleotides. The record is from the annotation of a GenBank genome assembly. NCBI's taxonomy places the organism in Eukaryota, Viridiplantae, Streptophyta, Magnoliopsida, Brassicales, Brassicaceae.